Molecule: messenger RNA, 4577 nt
Organism: Trichoderma atroviride IMI 206040
Lineage: Eukaryota; Fungi; Ascomycota; Sordariomycetes; Hypocreales; Hypocreaceae
Source: RefSeq, a predicted model, not a curated record
AUGGGGCUUCCCGAUCCCACCAUCGGCCUCGACUGGAGCGGCUACAUCGGCGCCAUCCACGAGAUAUUCCACAAGAAUGCAUUGAAGAAGCCUGACGCGCCGUGCGUCACGGAAACGGCCUCCUCCACCACGCCCGAGAGGAGAUUCAACUACAAGCAGAUUUAUGAGGCGUCCAACAUCUUGGCCAACCAGCUCCACGAAGCUGGCAUCACCAAUGGCGAUGUCGUCAUGAUCUAUGCCUACCGUUCCGUCGAACUCGUCAUCGCCUUCAUGGGAACCCUUGCUGCCGGUGCCACGAUUACUGUCCUAGACCCCGCGUACCCCCCGGCGAGGCAACAGGUCUAUCUCGAAGUCUCACAACCAAAAGCCCUGAUCACGAUUGGCAGAGCCAGGGAUGAGAAUGGUGCUUUCGCGCCGCGCGUGCAGAAGUACAUUGACGAGGAACUACGUCUCAAGAUACGAGUACCCGAGCUACGGAUGAGCGAUGAUGGCCUCCUUACCGGUGGCCAAGUUGACGGAAAGGAAGUCUUUACCGACACUACAAGCAAAGCAUCAGCGCCUCCAGAUGUUCUAGUGGGACCGGACUCAACGAGCAUCCUGAGCUUUACCAGUGGCACGACAUCCACACCCAAGGGCGUGUUGGGCAGACAUUACAGCUUGACCAAGUACUUCCCGUGGAUGGCCAAAACUUUCAACUGGACCUCGGACACAAAGUUUGCUUGUCUAAGUGGUAUAAGCCAUGAUCCUAUCCAGCGGGACAUUUUCAGUCCGUUAUUCAUGGGCGGGGAGUUAAUAUGCCCUGCUCGCGAGAAUAUCGCCCAUGAAAGGUUGGCUGAGUGGUUCCGCGACCAAAAACCCAAUGCAGUCCAUUUGACGCCCGCGAUGGGCCAAAUCUUGUGCGGCGGUGCCAAGGCAGAGUUCCCUUCAUUGAAGUGGGUUCUUUACGUUGGUGAUAUUCUGACCAAGAAGGAUUGCGCUGCGCUCCGCAAGCUGGCGCCCAACGCGGAGAUCUGCGCUGCGUAUGGUACCACUGAGACGAGCCGCAGCGUAUCAUACUACCACAUCAAGAGUCACGCCGAAGAUCCGAAUGCAUUAAAUCAAUUUGGCGAUAUUGUUCCUGCCGGAAAGGGCAUUGAGAACGUCCAGCUCCUCGUAGUCAACCGGGAAGAUCCAACCAAGCUUUGCGGCGUCGGUGAGGUCGGUGAGAUAAUGCUGAGAGCAGCAGGUCUUGCUAAUAUUCGACUUUACGGAUAUCUGAACGACCCGGAGAAAACCAAGGAAAAGUUUCUUGACAACUGGUUCGUCGACAACCAGAAGUGGGUUGAGGCUGAUCACAAAGCUGCCGAUCACGCCAACGAGCCCUGGAGAAAGUAUUACAAAGGCCCGCGAGAUAGAAUAUACCGGAGCGGCGACUUGGGGUAUUUUUUGGACGAUUCUGGUAAUUGCGCAAUUACAGGCAGAGCUGAUGAUCAAGUCAAGGUCCGUGGCUUCCGCAUCGAGCUCAAUGAGAUUGAUAGCAACUUGAGAGGACAUCAUCUAGUCCGCGAGUGCAAGACGCUGCUUCGAAGAGAUCGGAACGAAGAGCCAACGCUGGUCAGCUACAUUGUGCCUGAACACCAAGAGUGGCUCAAGUGGCUAGCAGAACACAGCCUGGAAGACACUGAGGAGCUGGGCACCGAGAUUGGACUCGUCACCGUGUAUUCUAAGCGCUAUCGGCCAAUGCAAGCGGAGGUUCGGGAUCACCUCAAGUCUCGAUUGCCAGUUCACGCUGUGCCAACUUAUUUUAUCUUCCUGAAGAAGAUGCCAUUGAACCCCAAUGGCAAAGUUGACAGCCCAAACCUGCCGUUCCCGGAUGCGGCCCUGAUCUCUGAAGAGGCUUCAGAGGAGGAUCUGAAGAGAUGGGAAACGCUCAGCAGCACCGAAAAGGAACUGGCGGAGCAGUGGGCAACACUGGUCAAUGGUUUGAAUGCCAAGACUCUGCGGCCAGAGUCUGAUUUCUUUGAAAGCGGCGGACACAGUCUGCUGGCCCAGCAACUUCUUCUCAAUAUCCGCAAGAAUCUGGGGACCAACAUGUCCAUCAGCUCAUUGUACUCGAACUCAUCCCUCAGGGCUCUCAGCGCACAGAUUGACCGCCAGCGUGAGGGCAAGGGCGAUUCAGGCGCGACAGAGCACGGCGAAGCUGAAUAUGCCCAAUCAUUCGACAAGCUGCUCGGUAGCCUCGAUGCCAAGUAUCAGGCGGCGGACCCUGCGACACUCUCGCCGGCAGGCAAGACGACCGUCUUUGUGACUGGCGCCACGGGUUUCUUGGGCUCUUUCAUCGUCAAGGAUUUGCUCGAGCGUGAGAACGUUCACGUCAUUGCCCAUAUCCGUGGAACAAAGGGCGUCUCGGCCGCCCUCGAGCGGCUCCAGAAGUCACUCCGUGGAUACAGUGUAUGGCAGGAUUCUUGGGCCACUAGGCUCAGCGCAGUCAUUGGUGACCUGGCACAGCCGCGUCUUGGACUUGAUGACGACACAUGGAAGAUGCUUGGCGACGCUGUCGAUGUGGUUAUCCACAACGGCGCACUCGUCCACUGGGUAAAGCAGUAUAAGCAUCUCGAGCGUAGCAAUGUUCUAUCAACAAUCGAUGCCAUGCGGCUUUGUAACCAGGGCAAGCCUAAGCUUUUCUCAUUCGUUAGCUCAACAAGCGUUCUAGACACGGAUUACUAUAUCAACCUGUCACAAGAGCAGACCAGCACUGGACAAGGCGCUGUCAUGGAAGCAGAUGACAUGAUGGGCAGUCGCAGCGGUCUCGGCACCGGAUACGGCCAGACCAAAUGGGUAUCUGAACAGCUUGUCCGUGAGGCUGGCAGACGCGGCCUCCUCGGAUCUGUCGUCCGACCUGGUUAUAUCCUUGGAGACGCUGCCACCGGUGUGUGCAACAACGACGACUUUCUUAUCCGCAUGCUCAAAGGCUGUAUCCAGCUGUCUAGCCGUCCGCACAUAAUCAACACAAUCAACGCCGUGCCUGUUGGCCACGUCUCUACUGUCGUCGUCGCAGCCAGCUUAAACCCUGUCCCAGCCCAGACUGCAAACAGCGGCAGCGGCAGCGGCGACGUCGGUGUCCGCGUCAUCCACGUCACUGCCCAUCCUCGCCUGCGCAUGAACGAGUAUCUCUCCAUCCUGACCUACUACGGCUACGAUGUUCCUGAGGUGGACUACGACCACUGGAAGGCCCAGCUCGAGACCUUUGUCUCGGCAGGUCCUAUCCAGAAAGACGAGGAACAGAACGCUCUAAUGCCUCUUUUCCACAUGGUGACGAACAAUCUCCCCACAAACACUCGCGCGCCGGAGUUAGAUGAUCGCAAUGCUGUUGCUGUCCUCAAGGCUGAUGCAGACCGGUGGACAGGUGUUGAUGAGAGUGCUGGAGAGGGCAUUAGUAGAGAAGCUGUUGGCCGCUUCUUAAGAUACCUCGCUGAAACUAAUUUCCUAGCGUGGCCAACCAAACGAGGUAGAGAGCUGCCGGCUAUUAAGGCUGAUGUUGUUGAGGCGCAGGCAAAAUGGGGUGUUGGAGGGCGUGGUGGUACAGCAUAAGGAGAGGGAACAGAGAUAAAACCUCAAGUCUAGGUACCAAAAAACAUGUUCUAAUAUAGUACUAGUCUAGAUGUCCCAGAAAAAGUAAAAUAGUGUAAGCUGAAUAAAGCAAUAGUAGCGUAAAUAAGGGCUUUAUUUGUCUCCAAGUAUUUUUUCAAGUAUAAUAUUUUUCAUAGGUAUUGAGCUGAAUAGGUGCUGUAAUUGACAUCUCCCCUAUCAUAUGAGAUGCGGGCAACGAAUUCCCAGUCGCUUGUCGAGAUUGUAUGAACUUGCGCAGGUUAACUGUCAUGGGUAUUUUUAUUUUUUUUAUCCCUUCUCUCUUCCUAUGAUAUCUCGUGGAUGGGAAAGUUGUCAUCAGCGGAUUUCUUUACCCGCCGAGCGCUCAGAAUAUCUGCCACCUUUUCAGCUGCGCCAAUGCCUUUUAUUUGUCCAAGAUGAGCCCAAGGAGCGUCCUGCCCUGCUUCAAUAUCCUUGAGAGACUUGGACAUCUCUGUUGGACCAAACUCCCACACGUUUGCCUUCAUACCAAUACCAUAGAACUGAUGUUUGCGCAGAUACGCAAGCCAAAGCUGGACCGUCUCGGGAUCGCCGUCUUUAAUCUGGAUCAAGCGCCUCAGCGUCACACGCUCAAAGUUCUCCUGCGACUUCUUGAAGAUGAAGUGACUCCUGGGCACGGUCCAUCGCUCUGUGAUUCGGGGUAGUGUUACUGGGCCUGAGGCGGGAAGGCCCAGGUAGUAUGCGGCUCGCAGCGCAAAGUCUGAGAAGAAUUGGAGGGGUUGCAAGCUGAAUGAUCGCAGCUGGAGAUCGCACGAGGGGACGCCGUAUUGAGCCUCGCGCUUCAGCGGCUUGAGGUGAAUCGCCUGGAGAGAGCGUGGGUGUCGCAGCUUCGGCUCACUAUUGCGGACUUCUUUUUUGGAUUGGACAGAGGAGUAGUUUCUCGACAGAGGUUUGCUAAUCAAGCACCCCAGUGCUGGGGUCUUUCUAGCAGCCCAUGGCACAGCGGCCUG